Messenger RNA from Spirometra erinaceieuropaei, 276 nucleotides. NCBI's taxonomy places the organism in Eukaryota, Metazoa, Platyhelminthes, Cestoda, Diphyllobothriidea, Diphyllobothriidae. The record is from the annotation of a GenBank genome assembly.
AUGAUGAUGAUGAUGGUGGUGGUGGUGGUGGUGGUGGUGGUGGUGGUGGUGGUGGUGGUGGUGGCGGUGGUGGUGGUGGUGGUGGUGGUGGCGGCGGCGGCGGCGGCGAUGAGGACGACGACGACGACUGAUGAUGAUGAUGAUGAUGAUGAUGAUGAUGAUGAUGAUGAUGAUGAUGAUGAUGAUGAUGAUGAUGAUGAUGAUGAUGAUGAUGAUGAUGAUGAUGAUGAUGAUGAUGAUGAUGAUGAUGAUGAUGAUGAUGAUGAUGAUGAAUAA